UCACACCCAAUCAAAUAGAACCAAUCGCAUUUUUCCCGUUUUGCUUCGUCUCCUCACUCAACAGUCAGUCUACUCCUCCUACUUUGCUGGAGAGGAGAAUUACACACUCACCCACAGCCGUCUGAUCAUCCCCACUUAAGGGGAAGUAAAUUAAUCGAACGUUGGUGGUCAAUGGCAGUACCAAGUGAUGGGUGGAAGCUGAGGCCGAUCAGGGCCGUUGAUCUGGAAGUGAUGGUGACUUUGCUUGUAUUAUUAGGGAUGAGUAAUGUAAAGCAGUCGAUGCAGCUACGGUCAAAUCAUCCUCUACAUGGGUUGGUUGACAGAGUGAACGAGAAUGCGUAUAUAGGCCUUGUAAUGGCUUUCUCUACUGAGCUCAAUGUACUCCAAUCCUCUGCUCUCUUCCUUCCCAGAUCCGAUGUCCCUUGGCUUGACUUGGCUGGCAUGAGAUUCAACAUUGGGAGUAUUGGGGGUGUAGAUGUAAUUUAUGUAAUGGCUGGGGAGCAAACGCUAAAUGCAGGUAUUACAGUGCAAAUCCUUGUUGAUGUCUUCAAUAUUCGAGGAAUCGUUCAUUAUGGGAUUGCUGGUAGUGCUAACGACUCACUGUCCAUUGGCAGUGUUGCUAUCCUCAAAUAUGUUGCCUUCACAGGUUCUUGGAAAUGGAAGAACCAUCAGUCAGAAAAGGGGGAUUUAACAGAACUAAAAUUUGGGGCUUACAAUUUCCCAACAAAGGGAGAUAAUUUGUUGGCAAAGAUUGAGUUCACAGCAGAGGAAUUAUACUCCAUUGGACAACCAAUGGAAGAGCUCUUUUGGCUUCCAGUUGAUCAAGAAUGGUUCACUGUGGCUUCUCAACUUGUGGAUUUGAAGUUACAACAAUGUGUCAAUGAGACAUAUUGCCUACCAGAAACACCAAAAGUUGUUUCCGGGUUGAGAGGCUCUACGGCGGAUAUAUACCUUAAAAAUGCAGCAUACAGAGAGUUUCUUUUCAACGAAUUCAACAUCUCAACUGUGGAUGAGGAGAGUUCUGCAAUUGUAAUGACAUGUCUAACAAAUGGAGUGCCUUGUGCUGUGUUUCGUGCCAUAUCGGAUUUGGCUGGGGCAAGCGCGAUAUCUUCAUCAGAGAGUGUGACUUCUUUGGCAGCUAUGAAUGCUCUUAGUGUAGCAGUUGAGUUCAUUGCACUAAUUGGCACGGCAAAUCCCAUCAGUACUACAAGAACUGCUGCAUAAGUGCUAGGUAAUGUUGCUUCGGAUUGGAAAGUUUUCUCCUGUUGUAUCCAUAUCAUUGUCAAGCCAAGCAUGUAUCUCUUGUAAUAAAAAAUAUAAGUACCAUGAAAAACAAAUUUUCAUCAAUAAUCGACGAGAAUCACAGUUUUAAUUUUCCUUUU
This is a messenger RNA of Cornus florida, 1382 nucleotides long. RefSeq names its product bark storage protein A-like. Lineage: Eukaryota; Viridiplantae; Streptophyta; Magnoliopsida; Cornales; Cornaceae. Gene Ontology annotation, molecular function: catalytic activity. The record is from RefSeq and is a predicted model, not a curated record. The coding region runs from base 172 to 1224 and encodes 350 amino acids. The transcript has 6 exons. Gene Ontology annotation, biological process: nucleoside metabolic process.